AUGGGAAAAAUUAUUGGUAUUGAUCUCGGUACAACUAAUUCUUGUGUCGCGGUCGUGGAGGGAACAACUCCAAAAAUUAUAGAAAAUCCAGAUGGAGCCCGAACUACUCCAUCGGUACUUACAUUGGAUAAGGAAGGGCACUUUUUAGUCGGAACUCGAGCAAAAAGACAAAGUCUCACCAAUCCAAACACGAUUAGUUCGAUUAAACGUUUGAUGGGUACAAAGAAAAAAGUCAAAAUCGGCGAUAAAGAAUACACUCCCGAACAAGUAUCGGGCGAAAUUUUACGUUAUCUCAAGGAAUAUGCUGAACGAAAAAUCGGCAGCAAAAUUUCCGAUGCGGUAAUUACGGUUCCGGCUUAUUUCAAUAACUCUCAACGAGAAGCUACUAAAAAUGCAGGCAAAAUUGCCGGUUUAAAAGUAAAAAGAAUUAUUAACGAACCGACUGCAGCGGCGUUAGCUUAUGGAAUUAAUAAAACCAAAAAAGAAGAAAAGAUUUUGGUUUACGAUCUCGGCGGCGGAACCUUUGAUGUUUCUUUGCUUGAUAUCGGCGACGGCACUUUUGAAGUAAUUGCCACAAACGGAGAUAAUCAUUUAGGCGGUGACGACUUUGAUCAGGUUAUUGUCAAUCACUUACUUCGUGAAUUCAAAAAGGAAAACGGAAUUGAUUUAUCUAACGAUAAAUUAACGCUUCAACGUUUAAAAGAUGCAUCGGAAAAAGCAAAAAUUGAACUUUCCGGUGUUCAACAAACAAAAGUUUCAAUUCCUUUUAUCACACAAAGUGAACAUGGCCCGAUUCAUCUCGAAGUUGAUUUAACUCGAACUAAAUUUGAAGCUUUAAGUGAGGAUUUAUUAGAAAGAACUAAAAAACCUCUUCAUAAAGUCUUGGAAAUUAGUAAAGUAAAUCCACAAAAUAUUCAUCAAGUCUUGAUGGUUGGCGGUUCCACUAAAAUGCCAAUGGUCGUUAAAUUAGUGGAAAAAGAACUCAAUCGAAAGGUAUCAUUCUCUGUCAAUCCCGACGAAGCCGUGGCUUUAGGAGCGGCCAUUCAAGCUGGUAUUUUGCAAGGAGAUAUGAAAGAUAUCUUAUUGUUAGAUGUUAUUUCUUUAUCUCUGGGAAUUGAAACUCUCGGCGGAAUUAAUACAAUUUUAAUUGAACGAAAUACUACAGUACCAACAAGUAAAUCACAAGUAUUUUCUACUGCUGUAGAUAAUCAACCGAGUGUCGACAUUCAUGUCUUGCAAGGCGAACGAAAACUCGCCGCUGACAACAAAACUCUCGGUCGUUUUCAGUUAACGGAAAUUGAAAAAGCUCCACGCGGAAUUCCGCAAAUUGAAGUAACUUUUGAUAUUGAUGAAAAUCAAAUUGUUUCCGUAAAAGCAAAAGAUCGAAAGACGAAUCGAGAACAAUCAAUUGUCAUCAAAGACUCCAGUAGUCUCACGAAAGAAGAGGUUGAUAAAAUGGUCGCGGAAGCGGAAGCCAACAAAGAGAAAGAUGAAAAAAGAUUUCGUGAAAUUAAUCUCAAAAAUAGAGCGGAAAGCGCAAUCUUUCAAAUUGAAAAAACCUUAAAAACAGAUGAAAGCAAAUUAUCCGAUGCCGAAAAGAAACAAUUUGCCAAAAGCAAAGAAGAAUUAAACAAAAAGAAAGAGGAAAUUUCUAAUUUACUUAAAGAUAAAAAAUGA
Acanthaster planci (crown-of-thorns starfish) is the source of this 1677-nucleotide messenger RNA. RefSeq names its product chaperone protein DnaK-like. NCBI's taxonomy places the organism in Eukaryota, Metazoa, Echinodermata, Asteroidea, Valvatida, Acanthasteridae. The record is from RefSeq and is a predicted model, not a curated record.